Molecule: messenger RNA, 2329 nt
Organism: Blastomyces gilchristii SLH14081
Lineage: Eukaryota; Fungi; Ascomycota; Eurotiomycetes; Onygenales; Ajellomycetaceae
Product: GTP-binding protein rho2
Exons: 5
Coding region: 758-1363 (201 amino acids)
Biological process (GO): small GTPase-mediated signal transduction
Molecular function (GO): GTP binding; GTPase activity
Source: RefSeq, a predicted model, not a curated record
GCUGACACCGCCCAAACAGGCGGAUAACAUACAGAUCGACCAUGGGGAAAUGAUCAAAUCAUAUCUCCUUAAUUGAUAUAUAUAUCCUAUCUUCGGAUCGUCUCUUUUUCUAACACAUUUCCCCCAGUUGCGCCUAUCAACAUUAGAGACAUCCACAGGAUUCGAGAUCAGCCUACUCACUCCCUGCCCGAUCCUAUUUCCUCCUUACUCUUUAACGUUUUCUAAAUAAAUUCCCCAAGACCAUCAACGGCAACCCCCUCUAUCCCCACGUCCGCAGGGGUAUAUACUCUGCACCGUUGGCUCUGAGUUAAACUCCUAUUUGACAUUAUCACACCGAUUCUGAAACGCGGUCUCUUGACUCCAUUCUCGUUCUUCUCUCACCUUCGCGACAUCAGCCCAUCAGCCUAUCUUGAACAUACCCUCCGCUCUACACACGGGCAGCUGGUCUGUUCUCGUUGCCAAAAGUCUUCUGCGCGUCGAAGCUCGUCGUUCUGCGUGGCUGUUAAUCAACUGGUAUUUCAACAUCCCUAUUCGACGUCUGACCGAAUCUGUUGCGUCCAGCUGGCCUACUGCUCUCUCCACCCCGGUUGUCUCUCGUUCUUCGUCUUUUUCGAUCUCGGCUAACCGAUCCAACUUUCGCCUCAUCGAAAUUCUAAAGCAAAAAACCCUUGGAAGACAAUUUAAGGGGGGCUCCCAUCUCAAACGUUUUGGUUGAAUCGUUUGCUAGUUUCUGGUUCGGCAAGGACAUAGUUGUACAAUGGCACAACAACAACAGCUGACAGACAAUGUUAUGAGAAGGAAGUUGGUGAUAAUAGGGGAUGGUGCUUGCGGCAAAACGAGUCUUUUGAGCGUGUUUACUCUCGGGUACUUUCCGACACAUUACGUCCCUACCGUGUUUGAAAACUAUGUCACGGAUUGUCGCGUUGAUGGUCGAUCUGUCCAGUUAGCUCUAUGGGAUACUGCUGGGCAAGAAGACUACGAACGUUUACGCCCGCUAGCAUAUUCAAAAGCACAUGUCCUCCUAAUUGCCUUUGCGGUAGAUACUCCGGAUUCUCUCGAGAACGUUCGAAAUAAGUGGAUCGAAGAAGCAAAUGAGCGUUGCCCUGAUGUACCAAUUAUUUUGGUGGGCCUUAAAAAAGACCUUCGUGAAGAUCCUCACGCAAUUGAAGAAAUGAGAAAGAAAUCCUUGCGUUUCGUCUCGCCCAAGGAGGGCCACGAUACAGCGGCGCAGAUCGGAGCAAGAAAAUAUUUAGAAUGUUCAUCCCUUACCGGUGAAGGUGUCGAUGACGUUUUCGAAGCUGCAACCCGCGCUGCUCUUUUAACCUUUGAAAAGGAUAGAGGAUCAUGCUGUGUCAUUUUAUGAGUUCAUGUCACGCUCACCUCACGGAAAUAAUCACGCUUUUGUCUCAUUUCAUCCCUGGUUUGAAUACCCAACUAACCCAUCUAACGGACUUAACUGAAUUACGCACACUUCUACGUGAAGAUACCUCAUUCUCUGACGUUUCUCCCCUCGUCUGCCCGUUAUCUCGUUCCGUAAAUCCUCUUCCCCAGUCUCCUUCGAAAAACUGGGUUACCUCUUUGCAAAAACUAGCGUUUGGCCGGAUGGAAAUGAAGGAAAAUUGAGUUACAUGCUAUAUGUAACUGGCUACUCUGGCAUCAACUAUAUCAUGCAUUAGUGGCGUUCUUGGGAUCUGAUUUUUCACUUCUCCUUUUUUGGCUAUCCUGUUGCCUGUGUCCCUGAUAUUUGUGCUUCUCAUUCUUGUCAAUUUCAUGUGGAUUCUUCGUGCAUUUUUUAUUAUUAUUUAAAACUCCUCUUUCUUGUAUGCUGUGUUUUGAGUUUAUUCUGUCUCUUAUAUUCUUUCCCCCUUGAAGUAGCCUCCUCCCUCCCUCUGCCCUGUUCCCCAGCCCAUUUUUUGUCUGUUGCCCGUCAAGCCUAUAUUUAAUCCUUUGUGUCUCUCAGUUGUAGCUUAUUUUACCAGUAGAUUAACCACCUUUUUUGUGAUUCUGCCUUGGGCUAGUUGCUUCCCUCUCUCGCCCUUACUCUUACCCCAACCACCCCCUAGCGCUUAGUUUAGAACAUGUCGGAUUUUCCAACCCUCUGUUACUACUCUAUCUAUCAAAUUGACGAACAACUGCAACUGAUUAUAUCUAGAUAGAUCUGUAUAUACGAUAGGUCAUUUGUCAUUUUAUAUUUAUAAUACCUCUUCAUUCCGUACUAUUAUUUUUAAUUUUAAUCAUCGUCUAUGUUCCUCAGACUAGUGCAUGCUGCUUACUAUCUUGACAGGUCGGAAGAAAGACUACAUCUAUGGCCCGCUGUGCGUAUAAAAGU